Molecule: messenger RNA, 4396 nt
Organism: Ochotona curzoniae (black-lipped pika)
Lineage: Eukaryota; Metazoa; Chordata; Mammalia; Lagomorpha; Ochotonidae
Gene: USP14
Product: ubiquitin specific peptidase 14
Exons: 16
Coding region: 362-1765 (467 amino acids)
Biological process (GO): protein deubiquitination; proteasome-mediated ubiquitin-dependent protein catabolic process; regulation of proteasomal protein catabolic process
Molecular function (GO): proteasome binding; cysteine-type deubiquitinase activity; protein binding
Source: RefSeq, a predicted model, not a curated record
AAAAUAAAUCUUAAAGAAGAACAAUCAUGAGUUUCAAUCCUCUUAGGUUUAGUAUAUUUCAUAAAUUGUUCCCUAUUGUUUAGGAGGGAAAUCUGUCUUGGUUUUGCUAAGCUUUAUGGCAUGAACUCAUCACUCGUUCAUGGUAGGCUGGAAUGUGCAUCUUUAAAGGAACAUUUUAUCAAAUGUAAAGUAAUGUAACAAUCAGUUUCAUUUUUUUCCUCUACUAAAGGUCCUUGGUUAUUGGUUACAACCUGUUAAGAAGCUAAAAGGAAAUGAUCAGUAUCAUCGACACUACCGAGUUACCGUAAAAUGGGGAAAGGAGAAAUUUGAAGGUGUGGAAUUGAAUACUGAUGAACCUCCAAUGGUGUUUAAAGCUCAGCUCUUUGCCCUGACUGGAGUCCAGCCAGCCAGACAGAAAGUUAUGGUGAAAGGAGGAACGUUGAAGGAUGAUGAUUGGGGAAACAUCAAAAUAAAAAAUGGACUGACACUGUUGAUGAUGGGGUCAGCUGAUGCUCUUCCUGAAGAACCCUCCGCCAAAACUGUCUUUGUUGAGGACAUGACAGAAGAACAGUUAGCAUCUGCCAUGGAAUUACCAUGUGGAUUGACAAACCUUGGUAACACUUGUUACAUGAAUGCUACAGUUCAGUGUAUUCGUUCUGUACCUGAACUCAAAGAUGCUCUUAAAAGGUAUGCAGGUGCCUUGAGAGCUUCAGGGGAGAUGGCUUCAGCACAGUAUAUUACUGCAGCCCUUAGAGAUUUGUUUGAUUCCAUGGAUAGAACUUCUUCUAGUAUUCCACCGAUUAUCCUACUGCAGUUUUUGCACAUGGCUUUCCCACAGUUUGCAGAGAAGGGUGAACAAGGACAGUAUCUUCAACAGGAUGCUAAUGAAUGUUGGAUUCAAAUGAUGCGAGUAUUACAACAGAAAUUGGAAGCCAUAGAGGAUGAUUCUGUUAAAGAGACGGAUUCAUCUGCAGCAGCAGCGGCGGCACCUUCUAAAAAGAAAAGUUUAAUUGAUCAAUUUUUUGGUGUUGAGUUUGAAACUACCAUGAAAUGUACUGAAUCUGAAGAAGAGGAAGUCACCAAAGGAAAGGAGAACCAGCUUCAGCUCAGCUGCUUCAUCAAUCAGGAAGUCAAGUAUCUUUUUACAGGGCUUAAGUUGAGACUUCAGGAAGAGAUCACUAAGCAGUCUCCAACAUUACAAAGAAAUGCUUUGUACAUCAAAUCUUCCAAGAUCAGCCGGCUACCUGCUUACUUGACUAUUCAGAUGGUUCGAUUUUUUUAUAAAGAGAAGGAAUCUGUAAAUGCCAAAGUUCUUAAGGAUGUCAAAUUUCCUCUUAUGUUGGAUGUAUAUGAAUUAUGUACACCAGAACUUCAAGAGAAAAUGGUUUCUUUUCGAUCAAAAUUCAAGGAUAUAGAAGAUAAAAAAGUGAAUCAGCAGCCAAGUACAAAUGACAAGAAGAGUCCUCAGAAAGAAGUUAGGUAUGAGCCCUUUUCAUUUGCUGAUGAUAUUGGCUCAAAUAACUGUGGAUACUAUGAUUUACAAGCAGUGCUGACACACCAGGGAAGAUCAAGUUCUUCAGGUCAUUAUGUAUCAUGGGUGAAAAGGAAACAUGAUGAGUGGAUCAAGUUUGAUGAUGACAAGGUCAGCAUCGUCACGCCGGAAGACAUCUUGCGGCUUUCUGGCGGUGGAGACUGGCACAUCGCUUAUGUUUUACUCUACGGGCCUCGCAGAGUUGAAAUAAUGGAAGAAGAGAAUGAACAGUAAUCUUCAUUAGCUAUUCAUGCUUAGGUGUGAAAUGUUAUUUGAUCAUUUCUAUAAUCCAGAGCUUUAGAGAAAGACAUUUGGGUGGUUUUCUGUUUCCCCUCAUGUGGAACAAGAGAGCAGAAGCAGACUUCCAAUUUCAAAUUUAAAAAUUACUGAAGAGAAAAUUCCUUUUGGAUUGUGCUGCCAUGUAUAAAAGUGGAUGGAAGACAUUUUUAAGAAAUUAAUUUCUUGCUUUAAUUCAAAAAUAUUCUGAGUUAAAAUGCUUUUCAAUAAUUACAUUGUGGUCAUUUUUCUCCCUGCUUUUUCCCAAGUCCAAGGUUCAGCAAUCAGAUGUUUAUCGCACACCUGUUAUCAUUUGUUGUUGCAUGGUUCAAACCACCACUCAGUAGGUGCCCGUCCUUUGCCUUAUCUAACAUUUUUCCAGGAAGAUGGAAAAAUUAUUGUUCUCCUUGUGUAACUCAGUGCUGCUUUCCACAUCCCAUGGAAACAUGGGUACAAUCAAGUAUUUGUCCAGCCUGACUCAUGCUGGCUUUUCAUGACUUUAAAUUGUGAUAAUAGUACAUUUGAUUAUACAUUGUUUCUCUCUCCAACAUACUAUGGCUUGUACAUUUAACUUUGCAAUGGUUUUGUAGCAAUCAACCUCAAAUGCUGACAGGCUCUGGUGGCUUAUUUUUAGAAAAUGAUGAUAUUUAAUAAAAAAAAAAAGAGGUAUAAACAGCUUUUGACCUCUUUUGUCUUCUGAGUGUUGGAGCUUAGCUAAAGAUGACUGUUUUAAUAUUGUGUAAUUUCUGCAGAUGGUUAAUAUAACUACUGUUAGUGCAUCCAUUUAAAAAAUUUAUCAUCUUUGCCUCCUUGUGCAGUUGUAAUGGCUAUCUUUGGAUGCUGAACGUAGUGGUUUUACUCGGCUCAGUUAUUUAUUGUUAAUUCCCAUAAUCUUAUGUUUUAAAGUAAUGAUGGAAAACACCAAGUGUUUGAGGUAUAAGUUUCUGACUUUUAAUGCUUUCCAGUUGGUCGGUUUUUCAUCUUUAUUUCAGGAGCCUUGGUUGACUGCUAUGGAGAUAAAGGACUGACUAGUAGCUGUCUCGAAUUUUGAGUUAAGUGUGUAAAGUAAAGUUUGGGGACUAUCAUGACAUCUCCUGCCUUGCUCUGCAGAGCAUGACACUGGUAACUGUUACUCUACAAAAUGAUGGCUGUUCUCGCACAUCUGAGCAACGUAAUGGAAUCAGAACAUUAGGGGGUAAGACAUACACCUUUCACAGAAAUUACUUUGUAAACAGCUUCUUUGUCUCAGUAUUUACUUUUUUUUGGCAGUCAAUAUUCCUUUUGGCAUGGGGCAGACUAGAGAGGAUGGAGACACUAAAACUUUAAUGAUUUAUGUUUGUAUGAUGACUGUAACUUUGUAGUCUUUUUCUAUCACAUUUGGAAAUAAUUUUGUUAAUAAAUUUAGCAAUUGGAAUGCAGAUUUUCUCACUUGCUAGAUGUUGUAGCUCCAAGGCCAGGUGAGAUAGGUUUAAAAUCAAGUACGUAAGUCUUGCAUGGAAUGUAUUUGAAUUAUAAAAAUUAAGUCCUUUCAUCAUUAGAAAAAAACUUGAAUUAAAAAAAAAGCAUUAUCCCAAAGAUCUCAUUAAACAAUUGGAUUUACACCAGUCAGUGGUAUUUUAAAUAAGGUGUUUUAGAAUUCAGCCUUGCAUGUAGGGUCUUUAAGAGAAAAGUAGGCAAAACGAGUCUUGAUUCCUGAAUGUGCCUUAUAUGCUGUGUGCCAUGAACACUGAGGCCAUUGCCACAUUAAAGCUGUGCUGGUUCUCUGCUGACACAGUGACAUUAGUCCUGAGCCAAGAGCAUUCACAGGUCAUGCCUGCAGCAGGCUUUCUUCAGAUGACCAGCAGUGGUCUAAUCCUGGAGGGAUUGUUUAUGGGAGAACAGGAAGAACAGAAGAGCCAUGGGUACUGUCCUAGCCAUUAACCUCCUACUGCUUUCACAUACAUCUCAUUUGAAUCUUGUGAUCCCCGAGGCCGAGUUAAGAUGCCAAACCUAUUUUUUAACCUAUUUAUUUUGAAGUUGGGAGUUGGCAAACAUUUUCUGCAGUGGAGCAGAUAAUAAAUAUUUGAGGCUGUACACACCAUAGGUGUCGUAAUUUGUGUUGUGCAACAGAGGUCAUGGUCAACAGGAGUUGGGCACAAUUGGGUGCCAAUAAAAUCUUAAUUAUAAAAACAUGAGAUCAUUUGCUGUCCGCUGUAAAGCAUGAAUAAAUUGAAUAGAGUGGUUUUGGUUUCAGAAAGUGUUAUAUGGGGAUUUUAGGAUACAUUUUCUAAUAGCACACAGGAAACUAAUAAAAAAACAACAUACCCUUACUUAUUUUAUGUCAUUAUAAGUACAUUUUAUUUAAUAAAAAUAUAUUUUGUAUUCCUGAGGUCACUUCAUUUAGGUCAUUUUUCCCACCCCACUGCCCACCAGCCCUGAGGUUUGAGCCAAUGUGUGUUCUGUGGUUCUUGGAGCACCAGCCAACUGUACAACAACUGUUAUAAAAAUGUUUAUUGUUUACCAAAACCAGUGGACCUCUUAUCAAAUGCUGCUUGGUAACAAAAUCUUAUCAGUUUUAAUAAUAAUAAUAAAAAAGAAACAAACAAAGAA